CCCCGCCGACUUCUACCCGCCGCGGGGCCGCGCCGCCGGAGAGCGGCUGCCGGUGCCGGCCCGAGCGGAGCAGAGUGGACCUGCGGCAGUGCCGGGACGAAAGCGCCCGCGGGCCAUGGACGGGCGGGCAGUGCUGAUCCACGCGCUGCUAGCGGCAGUGUGCUCGGCGGCGGCGGGCGGGCUGGGCCGGGACGAGCUACACAACGAAGUGCUGCACAAGGGCGGCGGAGAAGCGCCGGUCCCGGCUACGGCUCCGCUGCUCGGCGGUAGCCCGGAGAAAGAGGGCGGUGGAGCGGCCUCGGGGGACGAGCUCAGCGAGCUGCCGAGAGUUGCUUUCCUGUCGAAGCCUCAAGGCCUGGUUACUCCCAAGAAAAAAGGGAACGGGAAUAAAAGAAGAAAAGGCAAAGGCCAGGGGAAGAAGAGAGACCCGUGCCUGCGGAAGUACAAGGAUUUCUGUAUUCACGGCGAAUGCAAAUACAUCCGAGAGCUGGGAGCUCCCUCUUGCAUAUGCCAGCCAGGAUAUCACGGAGAGAGAUGCCAUGGCCUCUCGCUGCCUGUAGAGCACCCCCCCAGUGCAUACGACCACACCACAGCAUUGGCUGUCGUUGCUGUUGUCCUCUCCUCCCUCUGUCUCAUCAUCAUUGCAGCCCUGCUGAUGCUCAGGUGUCACAAGAGGGGUGUCUACGAUGUAGAGAGCGAAGAGAAAAUCAAGCUGGGCAUCACUGUGAAUCACUGAGGAUGCCGGGUGCUGGCAAGGGGUCGGCACUAAUGCACUUCUACCUCCUGGAAGAGGCGAGAGCCAUGGAGCCAGUGCUGUUCCUGGGUGCUGGCUGGAGCAGUGGGACAGCGUCUGCUCCAGGGCUGAUCCAGCAGCGGCGUCACUGCAGGGAGCUCCGUGGCCACCUCCAGAAUGGAGCUCGGAGAGGUGCUCGCUGGCUGUGUGGAGCAGGAGGGACCGGCCAGCGGCAGCUCUCCAUGUGCUGUGGUGCACGCCGAGAACAAGCUGUGAAAGGAGGAGAGCGGGCUCGGGGCUUGCUGCGAUGCAGGAGGGGCGGGAGGGUAACAGCUAUUUAACAAGAGACUUUUCAUUUUAAAUUAUAUAUUUAUUUUAGAUAAACUGUACAUAGUAUUUAUAUUUAUUGUAGGUCUGGCCCCUGCAUCUUUCAUGUAGGUCAAGAUGACUGGAUCAGACCUCCCUCAUUUUUUAAGUGCGAUGUAAUAUUCUAAUAAAUAACACUUUGUUACAAACA
Messenger RNA from Strigops habroptila (Kakapo), 1250 nucleotides. It is a transcript of the gene HBEGF, whose product is annotated as heparin binding EGF like growth factor. NCBI's taxonomy places the organism in Eukaryota, Metazoa, Chordata, Aves, Psittaciformes, Psittacidae. The transcript is spliced from 6 exons. The record is from RefSeq and is a predicted model, not a curated record. Gene Ontology annotation, molecular function: heparin binding. Bases 116 to 736 code for a protein of 206 amino acids. Gene Ontology annotation, biological process: positive regulation of cell population proliferation; epidermal growth factor receptor signaling pathway; positive regulation of mitotic nuclear division.